AUCAGGCAGCCGUUCAAGCAAUUCUACAAUCCAGCGGCGCUUUCCUUAAUACUAACGGUCCCUUUCAGUACUAGCCAUGAAGUCCAUUCUGGUUCUUCUUGCCCUCGUUGCUGUGGCUUCCGCCGCCAGCAUUAAGGCUAAGCGCGCUGUGAAGACCCAGAACCCCUUAGCCUUUGCGGCGUUGGAUCAGCUGCGGGGCCGCAACAAGUUGACCGUACCCGACCAGUACAACCUGAUCGCUACCGCCCGUGCUGGUCAGGAUUACCCCAAUAAUGCCGUCAUUCCGGCCAGUAGCUUUGACUGCAGCACCACCCACCAGCCAGGUUUCUAUGCUGACAACUCCGCGGGUUCCCGAUGCCAGGUCUUCCACCGCUGCGACAUCAACGGCAACCAGACCUCGUACCUGUGCCCCAAUAUGAGUGUUUUCAAUUCCAUCACCCUGGUCUGUGAUUGGUGGUUCAAUGUGGACUGCAGCAAGGCCGCCCAGUUCGAUGACUACUCCAACAGCCGUCUCUACCAGGGCGCCAACGUGCCUCUGCUGGAUGACGUUGUCCGCAAACUGACCGGUGCCGUUGCCUCCGGUCGUGUGGAGGUCGCCGCGCCGGCUCCAGAAGAAGCCGCGCCGGCCGAGGCCCCGGCUGCUGAAGCAGCACCGGAAGCGGCUCCCGCUGAAGGCGAGGCUGCUGCUCAGUAGAUGAGGCGCUCGUAACCUAUAGACUGCUGGCUCGCUCUCAACCUUCGAUCUGGUUUCCUAUACUGCACAGAUUUUGUAACAAUGGACUGUAAUUCAUGAACAAACAAUGUGAUCGCUGUACGAAUGAUGCUGACUUUGGGCUUGAUUGACAAACAGUAAAUAAAAACAACCAGUUACGGG
This is a messenger RNA of Paramacrobiotus metropolitanus, 874 nucleotides long. RefSeq lists its product as uncharacterized. The coding region runs from base 77 to 694 and encodes 205 amino acids. Lineage: Eukaryota; Metazoa; Tardigrada; Eutardigrada; Parachela; Macrobiotidae. The record is from RefSeq and is a predicted model, not a curated record. Gene Ontology annotation, cellular component: extracellular region. Gene Ontology annotation, molecular function: chitin binding. The transcript has 4 exons.